Achroia grisella is the source of this 1783-nucleotide messenger RNA. RefSeq lists its product as uncharacterized. Gene Ontology annotation, biological process: protein localization to plasma membrane. Lineage: Eukaryota; Metazoa; Arthropoda; Insecta; Lepidoptera; Pyralidae. The record is from RefSeq and is a predicted model, not a curated record. Gene Ontology annotation, cellular component: plasma membrane. The coding region runs from base 52 to 1659 and encodes 535 amino acids. The transcript is spliced from 3 exons.
CUGAGAUUUCAAUAAAGGCAAUAAAUUAUUUAUAAAUUCGUUCUUCUAAAUAUGUUCACGACUAAUAGAAGUAAAACAUUGCAAGGUACGGAUUUGCAAGAAAAAAUAAAUCAACUACACCAUGUAUACAUGCCAAUGGAUUUAAAUACUGCAUUCCAUCAGAGUAAAGUACUCGCUAUAGAUAAGUUAAUGUACAUUCUGAGACAUUGCACUCGACAGGACUUACAGGAGGCAGAAUUUAAGGAGUUACUUCUAUGCGCCCUGACUUUGGUUUAUUAUUUUGGUAUGCGUUUGAAACUAAGCAGACUGACGUCUAGAUAUCGGUAUUGGUGUGGUAAAAGGAUGUUUCACAAAGUCGAAGAAGCCUUCCAAAAAACUAUGGACUUCCUACAACCGGAACGUAGUGAUCCAACUAUAAAAAUCACUUUAAACUUUUUUACUGAAGUCGCUCUGUGGCCAUUUGAGAAUUUUGUUGGACAAGUUUUAGAGGUGGUUCUUUAUUUCAAUAGAGGGAAGACUACUUUAUUCAAUCUAAUGCUGACGGACAUACAUUAUGCGAUGUUCUGUGAUAUUAAAUCAGCGAGACAUCGUAUAAGAGUAUUAUAUGAGUUACUUAAAAGUAGUAACUGGAUUAUUGAAAAACAGAAAUUGUUACCAUUUAUAACGCGACUUUUAGACUUUUUCGCUUACAGUAUAGCAAAAGGCGACAACAGGAUAAUAGUGUAUACAUACCUGCGGAAAGGUUUUGAGGUUUGUCUUCGGAGGAUUUUUGAAAGGGCUGAAAAUAAUCAGCGCUUGAUUAUUAUAACUACUAUGCUUAACUGGUUCUCAAUGGUGAACAUGAACGAUGAUGAUGUCCUAGAGUUCUCCUGUUUGUUGGACCAUGCCGCAGAAUUAUACACAGUGGGUGCUUAUAGCGAGAGCUUCCGUGAAGGACUCGUUGAUCAUGUUUUGAGUAAUUUAGUCAGCUCUCCAAAUUCUAUUUACAGCUUAGUUGGCUGUCGUCUUUUAGAAAGAUUUUUAGAUCGCCAAAAUAAUAGUUGUUAUUUAAUUGUACCGACGAUAUACUAUGAAUUCUCACAGGUUCGGUUAAAAAUUGGAGAAUACGACAACGGUGAUAAAGCAUUCAUUCGCCAGUACAGGGAAAAGUUCCACGAGCACUUUCUUAAAGCUAUUAAACUGCAUUGCAUCAGUAUUGUCAAUUUGAAGGCGAUUUUUGCUGUUAUCUGCUGUUUGGUAUUAGAAGUGCCUUGUGGGUUAACAGCUGCUACAGCAUCAUGUAUGGUUAUGGCUAUUCAAGAUUAUGCUUUAAAUGGCGAGAAUUUAUCAGCCACAUGUCGUUAUUGGAUGCAUGCCAUCGUCGUUUCUAUAAUGUCUAUGGUGUGUUGGGUUCACAAAGCUCCUGUAUUGUACCGUUAUGUAAAUCAAAUAAUAUCGAGGCGAGCGAAAGAGGCGCCUCAAUUGAAUCCACCAUUGAUGCUGUUCUAUAAAAUUGAUCAUCAUCACAUAACUUGGAAUAAACCGACGCUGUUCUUUGAGGAUUGGGAGUUGCGCUAUGCGUUAUGGAAACAUUUUAAAAAUUUCCGGUCAUCUUCGUCUGCAGUAUUGGAUCAGUCAACGUUGAAUAGAAAAGUGCCCACGAUGGAUUUACAAAAAUAAAUAUAUUGGAAUAACUAUAAUUGUAAUUGUUAGUACUUAUAUACUCCAGUAUAUAAAUAAAUAAAUAACCCUGGACAAUUACUACAACGCCAUCUAGUGCCAUGAUAAACAGAGCUUGCGUAUC